Molecule: messenger RNA, 204 nt
Organism: Sphenostylis stenocarpa
Lineage: Eukaryota; Viridiplantae; Streptophyta; Magnoliopsida; Fabales; Fabaceae
Source: the annotation of a GenBank genome assembly
AUGGAAGGGACCCAGUACAUGAAAGGAACACAAGAGUUGACACCCACUGUGUUGUUGGGGGUGGCCCUGAAGUUGAACUCGGUUGUUGUUCCCAAUCGCAAAUCCGAAUCGUGGAUCAAAGCUGAAACAUUGGCGUCCUCUGGAAAUGCUCGUGAUCUCGGUUUUGCAGUCCCUCGUAUCGCUCUGCUUAUUAUAGAUCCGUGA